AUGUCCACCAAGCGACGCGCAAACAAUGGCGGGGCGCCAGAGAGGCCCCUCAAAGAGCAGAAGCGGCGCAGAGUCUCGAUCUACACGCCCGAGACCAACGAGACGCCCGAACGAACCACACGGCAUGGCCUGGAGAUACUAGAAAAGAUCAAGGUCGCAGUCGAUAAAUAUGGACAGCCUAUCGCUACCGAGUUCCUUCAGCUUCCUGACGGGGAAGAGUAUCCCGAAUACUACCUUACCAUCCGACUCCCUAUUGCUCUUGAUAUUAUCGAGAAAAAACUCAGGAAUCACGGAUAUACCCAAUUGACCGCUCUUGAAGCUGAUCUCCGACGCAUGGUAGCCAAUGCUAAAUUCUACAAUGAAAAGAGUUCUCUGCUCUUCUCCAAUGCAGAACGGAUUCGCAAGAUAGUGGUUGCGGAGAUGCCCAAGGUUAACCCUGCGUAUAAAGAUCCCAACUACGUUCCCUUUUCUACGCCACUACCGAAUAAUGAGGUAGAAGAAGAAGAGUUCAUCGAUGAGCUGCCAGAAGGAGAAGAGGAGUCUGAGCAAGAAGCAGAAGCAGAGGCAGAAGCAGAAGCAGAAGCGGAAGCUGAGCCGGAGCCAACAACUCGAGACGAACGAACGAGAUCCUCAAGACGUACGGGCGGACGUACAUCGGCGGUUGAUCGUGACCAAAGUCAGGCAGACGCCCAGAAAGAGGACCCCGAUGGCGCUGUUGCAGGUAAAUUCCAGACAGCCCUGGAAACAAUACUGAACGAAGCUAUCCGCAUGCAGGACGAGGACGGCGAAGAAAAAUUUGCCCCGUUCAUCAAUCUCCCAGAUAAACAUCUAUACAAGGAAUACUACGAUGUAAUAGAUCACCCUGUCUCAUUACGAGGUAUUCUACGAACAGUUCGUGGCACAGACAGACGGAAAUCCACGACUUCAAAGCCCAAAGCAUCCAACCCGUUUAGGUCAUGGAAAGCAUUCAUCGACGAAGUCAACUAUUUGUGGACCAACGCACGGACAUUCAAUGAAGAUGAGAGUGAAAUUGCCAUUCUUGCUGGCGAGCUGGAGAAAUUCUUAAAUACCCGGAUAGCAGAGACAAGGAAAACCGUUCCUGCACCCGAGGAAGACGGCGGUAGCGGUGGAGGCGGAGGCGGUGGACCAAAGAUACGGCUGAAGCUGGGAGCAGCCGCAUCAACGCCGGAACCGCCUGUGACCACGACAUCGAAGCUUAAGCUACGACUACCUGGCAAGCAGCAGCAGCAACAGCAACAACAACAAAAACAACAGACGGACACUGCUCCAGCUACUUCAAAGAUGGCUGGCGUGAGAGUUGAUACCGAGGCGCUAAAACGGCAACAGGAGCUUGUCAGAGCAGGGACAAACGGGAUUGAGGUGCCUACCCCGAGCAGCAACAAUGUACAGGCGACGCCAACACGGACCCUACGAGACAGAACAACCUCUGCACGGGUUCCCGCCGCCGCAGCCGCUGCUGCUGCUACAGCUUCGCCGACUCCUGCCACUGCUGCCGUCAAUGGUACACCAGCUGCCCCUGCCACUACAGCUGGGCCUUCACUCAGGUCACGGACGCCUCUCACACGGCGAGCAGAGGCAGAGUUGGAGCGAGAAACAGCGCCAAAACCAGAGGCAGCAGUGAAGCCUUCGCCGAGCCUACCGGAAUCUCAGACUGCUACUCCCACGCCGGCUCCUGCUGUCCCAGAACAACCGGCGAAAAGCACGAGCACAGGCCCCACGCCGCUCUCGCCAGCGGACUGGGAGAAGCUAUCCCAAGCAAGAAACAAAGCAUACGGGAAUGGCCUAAUAUCACAGGUCUCCAUAUCAUCACACUCAUCACUCCCCCUCCGCCAGCCCUUCCACAUCUCCCUGCCUUGCUCACCAGUUCUCCCCUCUCAACCCAUAAGUCUGACCCUUCCCUCAUGCAUCAACCUCAUCAGCUUCAGCCCCAUCAUCGCCUCGACUUCCCACCGCCGCCCGACACAGCACUACUUUACUGUCUGUGACCAAAAGAACCCUACUCCGCCGACCAGCUCGGCCGUGCCGUUCACAGACUAUACCCGGUUUGCAUACGACGUACGGCUGCGAGAGGGCGUCAACAAGCUGGUCGUCGGCGUCUCUGGCAAGGGAGACGGUGAGACGACAGAGCGAGUCAUCCUUUUUAUCAACCUCUUACGGUCCUAG
Messenger RNA from Nannizzia gypsea CBS 118893, 2184 nucleotides. RefSeq lists its product as hypothetical. The transcript is spliced from 7 exons. Bases 1 to 2184 code for a protein of 727 amino acids. The record is from RefSeq and is a predicted model, not a curated record. Gene Ontology annotation, cellular component: RSC-type complex. Gene Ontology annotation, molecular function: protein binding. NCBI's taxonomy places the organism in Eukaryota, Fungi, Ascomycota, Eurotiomycetes, Onygenales, Arthrodermataceae. Gene Ontology annotation, biological process: chromatin remodeling.